AUGGCAGAAAUCAUCGGGUUGGCAGCUUCACUAAUCACCCUCGCGGGCGCGAGCGCGCAACUCGCCAGAACGCUCCUCGAAGUCGCCAACGUCAUCAAAUCAGCGGAGUAUGAGGCUAGAAUGAUUGCCGCAGAUAUCUCGGUCUUUUCAAGUUCGCUCACGCAAUUGAGUAUGGUCGUGGAUCUCCCACACUCUAAAACAGAGAAGCUUCGCGAGAUCACCGUCGUCUUGAUCGGCGCAUGCCAAACCCUCAUAGAGGAUUUGAAAAUGCUGAUCGGGGAGCCGGUCCAACAUGAUCCUUCACGGCGUGCUUUCACCAUUUCGCUCAUACGGUUCCGAUUUAGGUGGAUGAAGGUUGGGCCUAAGGUCAUGUUUGUCAAAAGCUUGGUGGAUUCAUUCAAGACCACCAUCAUCGUCCUUGUUUCUACCAUGAACUUGGCUGUCGUACUGCAGCGAGAUGCCCCGGACUCUAUCAGCGAGAGUCUGAAAACACAGGUCGAGAGCAACAUUAAGUUCGCGGAAGACGCUACAGAGUGUCUAUGUCAUCAUCGAGAUGCUCAACAAGACGACGGUUCCUCCUUUACGCUCACUCUGGAUCCAAGCACUGCAAUAGAGGCCGGAGACACGACACAGAACGCGGGUGGAGAGUUGGUCCUCCUUGGUGCAGCACAACAAGGUGUUACGAAAAGACACGACUCAACCAUCUUCCAGAGCGGGGACUUCGACGAGGAUGACUGCGCCCUCCAGGCUGCUCAGAACUGUACACAAAUUGUCGAGAUGCAGCAAAUGUCUUGCGCGUUGGCCAGAGACGUGCUAGAUCAUCAGAGUCUGAAACCGACGUGGAGCUGGAAUGCGACCGAGAGGUCGUCUGCGCAUGAGGGAUCACGGUUUUUCCCCGCAAGCGAAGAUGGGUAUUCGACAGCGGAUACCGAAGGAGUCCAAGUCUUCCCUGAAAGCGAAGAUCAUUACUUUACAGCGGAUACUGAAGGAAUCGAGAUUGUCCCCGCAAGCGAAGAUGGUUACUCCACAGCGGAUACUGAAGCUGAUGCAAGAACACCGUCCGAGGAAAAAGGCGAAGGGUCGGUACGUCACAGCGAGCCGCAAGAACGAUGGACUCCUUUUGGGAAAUCAUUUGCACAUACAGGACGCCCGGACUCCAAGGCGAAGAGAAGCGGCAAUCCGACUGUCGAUACUGGUGUGCAUCGGCAGAGGUCAUCAAAGCGCGAUGACGAAGAGGCGGUGCGCCAUAGAAGUCCACGGCAACACGUUCCACGCGCUGAAAAUGAAAUAUUCGACAGGCUAGAGAAUUUGCUUAUAUCCAAGGAGGACGCAGAUAAAAAAGCUGCUGAGAAGGCGAGGAGAGAUGCGGAACUUGCGAAAUUCGAUCGACUAGAGAGUCUGCUCGUAUCUCAGCAGGAGGCAAAGAUCGAAAAGGAAAAGGCAAAGAAAGAGGCUGCUGAAAAGUUGAAGGCAGAGAUGGAAGAAAGUCAAAUGGACAGGGUGGAAAAGCUGAUUUUGGCGCAACAGGAGGCGAAGGCUGAAAUAGAAAAGGCAAAGAAAGAGCAUGCUGAAAAGGCAUUAGCAGAGGCAAAAGAAGUAGAGAAAGCUAGAACAGCGACAUUCAUCUUCCAUGAUGCAGUCGGCCGCAAGUUCGAAUGCCCCUGGCUUUUGUGCAACACUUGGGAGGGAAUGCGGGAUUUCAUCGCAAAAGUUAGCUCCGGCGUAGCAGUGCUCUCCCAGCUAGUCGACAACGGAGAGUACGAUCUACUGAAAGACGACCUCAUUAUUCCGCCGCAUCUCUGGGAGAGUAUGGUAUCUCCGGGUUCAUCGGUGACCAUGCGCGCCAGGAAGUUGGCCUCGCCUCCGGUUGACAAGAAGGCUUCAUGGUUCCGUAGGUCGAUAAGCAAGGGGAGUGGCUAG
This is a messenger RNA of Alternaria viburni, 1920 nucleotides long. RefSeq lists its product as uncharacterized. The transcript has 3 exons. The coding region runs from base 1 to 1920 and encodes 639 amino acids. Lineage: Eukaryota; Fungi; Ascomycota; Dothideomycetes; Pleosporales; Pleosporaceae. The record is from RefSeq and is a predicted model, not a curated record.